UGAGUGGGUGAGUGUAUUAGUGUGUGUAUAUAUGUCAGUGUCUGUUUAUACAUGAGAGCUAAAACAUUCCACCACAACCACCACCAAAUACCAACAACCACCACCACCACCACCAACACAAACACCACCAGCCGCACAACAGCCGCCGCCAUAACUCACAAGUCCAGAAUCGGAACAACUACAUGGACCAUGGCAAGGUUCCAGUGCCAGGAUCUGCUCUUCCUGCUCCGUCGCCCGUUCCACAAUCGCAGGUCCCCCAUCAAGCAGCAAUAAAGAAAAUUUCCUUUACUAUAACUACAACUGCAAUAAGCAAAUCAAAUUCUGAACAACAAGUGUUCAGAUUGAGCCAGAGGCGGAUACUUCCAAUUCCAUUACAUUUGAAAGGACAUUGAAUGCGAAUGGAAUAGAUGAGAGCUAACGCCUUACAGGCGACUAGAAACGUUAAAACAAAAUGAAACAUUGUAAGUGGUAAAGCAAAUAUUUCCAUACAGAAGGAUAUGAUGGAAUUUGGCUAAAUAAAGAAAAAAGUCUAAAAAUAAAUCAAAAUAAAAAACAGGCCAACAUUUAAUACCAGAGAAGAGCAACGAAAAUAACAAAUAAAGAACCCAGUUUUUUACAUAAAAAUAAAUAACAAGUGUCAAGAACAAGAGAAUAUUUAAAUUUUAAGAAGCGUUUCCCAGAAACCAAAAUUUAAACAGCAACAACAAAAAGUUGGGCGAAAACAAAAGAGUAUAAAAACCGAAAAUCAAAAAGAAAAAAAGGAGUGCCAUAUUAGAGAAGGAGAAGGACCACGACGACGACGGCGUGGCCAUGGAGCCACCCGGCGGAUUGCCGCCCGAACGGGAUCGUCAAUUGGUCCUUGCCAACAAUUCGACGGCCUUAGUGCCUGUCCCAAUUGCAAAUCAACUUGCAAUUGUGCCAGCAUCACAGCAGCAGCAACACCAAUCGGUCCGCCUACCACAGUGCAUUAAGCCGACAACCCUAAGUCUCCAGCCUCAGGCAGCAACGUCGGGUACGGUAGCAGCCGCCUCCUCCGUACAUCAGCAGCAAUUAUCCCCUUCGGCAGCAGCUGCAGCAGCAGCGGCUGCAGGUAACAAUAAUCCGGCCACUAGCAGUGGCAGCGGUAAUGCCAAUUCCGGCACUAGUCCAGCCUUGGCCUCCACUGCCACCGCCAUUUCGGCGACCACACAGGCGGCCACAGCAUUUAGCGGCAGUUCGGUUGGCCAUCAUCAUCUGCAACAUCAUCAUCCGCACCAUCCGGCACAGCAGCAGCAGUCGACGGCAUCGACAACUGCUCCGACCCAUCAUCACCCGCAGCAACAUCCUCCUCAUCAUCAUCACCAUGGUUCCGUUUCGGGCACAGGUGCCGCACUCCUGGGCUCAACUGGCUCUGGUGGUGGCAGCCAACAGCAGCAACAACAAACCAUCGAGAAGCUUUCAAGGCCCAUGGCCUUUGAUAAGAUGGAGUUGCUGGUGCGCGAGAUGCAGGAUCAGGAACACGGGGUGCCUGUACGACAGCAAAAGAUGUUUCUUACCUCCAUUCCCUAUGCGUUUAUGGGCUACGAUCUUAUAGAAUGGCUAAUGGAUCGACUACAAAUCGAAGAGUCCGAAGCAUUGAAUAUUGCCAAUCAAUUGUGCCUUCAUGGCUAUUUCUUUCCCGUUAACGAUUCCAAGACGUUAGCUGUCAAAGAUGAUUCGUCGCUAUAUCGCUUCCAGACCCCAUACUAUUGGCCAUGGCAGCACAAGGCGCCCGAUAAUGUCGAGUAUGCCAUCUAUUUGGCCAAGCGUUCUCUACGCAAUAAGCAGCGACACGCUCUGGAGGACUACGAGGCGGAGGCUUUGGCCUCGUUGCAUAAAAAUCUAAAAGGCAAAUGGGAUUUCAUUUCAAUGCAGGCGGAGGAGCAAGUGAGAUUAGCCAAGGAGCGUAAGAAGGGUGAUAAGAUCGUUGGGGACUCACAGGAGCGGGCCUAUUGGCGAGUCCAUCGUCCGCCGCCGGGUCAAUUCACACCGUUGGAGCCGUGUCCGGUGCCAUCGCGUGACCGCCAGGGCGGCCUGAAGACCAACAAGAAGAAGACUGUCGACGAUGUGCAACGAGAGGUGGACUAUCUGAGCAAAUCGCUCAAUCGCACACGCAUGAAAAUGUCACAGGCCUGCGAGUCGCUGGUCUGCUAUUCGGAAACAUUCAGUGAAUAUGAUUUCUUUCUGCAACCGGCUCUACCCUCCAAUCCCUGGGUCACAGAGGAUACUGCCUUUUGGCAAUUGAACAACACCUUUGUGGAGAUACCCACGGAGAAACGCGUGAAACGCUGGGCCAUUUCGAUUGAGGAAUUGGUAUCGGAUCCCACGGGCCUCCAAGAAUUCACCGGCUUCCUUGAAAAGGAAUAUUCCCAUGAGAAUAUUCGUUUUUGGAUUGCCGUGAAUCGUCUGCGGCGUUCGGCUCACUCUCAGGUGGCACGCAAGGUCAAUGAGAUCUAUGAAGAAUUCCUUAAGCCGGGUGCCCCCUGUGAAAUAAACAUCGAUGGCAAAACCAUGGAGAGUGUCCUGCGGGGCCUGAAACAGCCAUCGCGCUUCACCUUCGAUUCGGCGUCCGAGCAUAUUUACAUGUUGUUGUUGAAGAAGGACUGCUAUCCACGAUUCAUACGCUCCGAGCACUAUAAACGUCUCCUGGACACUGGCAUUCAACCGUCGCAUAAGAAGCGUUUCUUCAAUUUCGGUGGCGUUUCUGGUGCCAAAAAGAAAAUGACCGCCGCCUUGUCCAGUCAACCGAAUUUGGGUGCAUCUGGCGAUGGGUCGGGCAAAGGGUCGAGCUCUGGUGCUGGAGGCAGUGGCAGCGGCUCAAUGAUGCAGGCACCGCCGCCAGGCAAUUUGGCGCGUCGACGUGGCUCAGAUCGUAGCUUAACCGGAUCGGCGCAUGAAUUGGCCGUAAUUGGAGUCAAUAAGGAUGCCGCUGGCACGAAAGUGCCGCAUUCGCAUUCACAAAGUAAUCUAAGCGAGAUGCCCUACAGUAGCGAUUCCAUAUACCGAGGCGAUAUGCCGCAACGCCAUGCCAUGGCGUCUGUCAUUGAUGCCGGGAUCUAUGCCGCCUAUGGAAAUCGCGAAAGUAGUUUGCAAACACAUCCAGAAACAGUCAAAUCGAAACCAGCUCGACUAGAGACAACAGCGGAGGCCAGAACCUUAACAGCAUCAAAGACGGCAACGGCACCAAGUAGCAGUGCGGUCUGCCCUUGGGACGAACCGGCUGUAGCUGCACCGGUGGCCCCCACCGCACCCACAGCCUCCCAGGUCAAACUAUCGGUGUGUCCCUGGGAGCAGGACAAUGUUGAGGCCGAAACGGCAGCAUCUCAAUCAUCAGCUAAGGCGCCAGCUUUGCCAGUGAGUGCUCAGCCCCAGCGUUUGGCCAGCACUUCGUCGGAUAUCAGCGAUGUGGCGGAGCGUAUGCAACGUAAUCUGGGGAUACGGCAUCAGAACACUGUCGACAGUGGCGAGGCGGCUGGAAUGAAGCGUCUAAUGCCAAACUUUACUGAACAGCGUCGGGCUUCCGUAUCUUUUACACCGAGUCGUUCAUCAGACUAUCAGUUCGGAAGGACGUCGGUGUCAACCGCCAUGACUUCACCCACUGUUGGCACACAGAGCCAGAGCCAAAGCGUGGGAGGAGAGAGUGGAGGUGGUGGGCCGGCAGCAAGAAGCUCUUUCAUCAUUGGCAGCGGCGGCGGCAGCGCCAGUGGCAGCAGCAGUAGUGUCAUUACCAAAGAUCCGCCAUCUGGGGCAUCCGAUGCUGAUGCUGAAUUUGAAUUGGAAGAGCUUAAUAAACUAACGCUAUCGGAACGAAAUAGCGAAUCGUCAGCGUCGGAGCUGCCAGCUGUGGCGGUGACUCCAACGCCGACACCAACGCCACCCCCCAUCACAAAGAUAACACCACCACCAGAGGAACAGCAGCAGGUGCAGCCGCAGCCGCAACAAAGUGUCCAGAGAUCAGGUACUAGCACACCUGUUGAUCACCAGCAAAAGCAUGACACCACUAGCGUGGCUCCUUCGGUGUCGGAUGUAGCAGUGGAAACAGAACCGACUCUAGCCAUAGUCCAGGAGGUGCAGAUCGAGCUUAUUGAGACGCGAGCAUUUGUCAAUAGUGGCGAGGGCGAUGCAGACAAGCAGAUGGUGGAGCAACUGGAACUGGUUAUAACGACGCCCACCAUUAAAGUGCAAGAGCCAGCCGGAGCUUCCGACGGUGAGGCGGUGAUAGAGUCGAAGGAGAUGCAAACAGAAACGGAGCAGACGGACAUUGAACUUGCCCAAAUGAGAGAUUCAGAAAUGAUAAUACCAGAGGAACUAUCUCCAACUACUGAUGAGUACCAGGAGGGAUUACAAUUCGGUGCCGAUGGCAAGGAUGUAGUCUAUGACUAUGAUAUUGUGGAUACUGAUAGGCACUUGGGUUACAUACCGCCAGCACCGACUCCGGCACCAUCGAUGGCACCGCUGGCUGAACUGGACGUGGAUACAGUCGAUGAUGAGCCAUGCGAAUCAGCCACCUCAGUUGUCAUUGUUGCCUCAUCUAGCCACGAGGAGGUGCGUAAGAAGCGUAAAAAACGUAAUUCAGAUGGUAGAAAGAUUGGCUCGUUGGAUGACAAGGAUAAGGACAAGGACAAAGACAAAGAGAAAGAGAAAGAGAAGGAAUCGAAGGCAUCAACUAGCACUGGCGGUGGCACGGAUCCUGAACACAAUGCGGUCUGCCCCUGGGAAGACGAAAACGUGACCACCACAGAUGGCACCUUUGUGAAGACGUAUGCUACCCUGGGCUAUUUAUGAAUAAAACCGAGUCUCUUUAAGACCAUGGUCGGCAAGCUGCUUAAGAGGAAGUCAUCGCCAAUCAAUACAACUACCAGCAACAACUACAGCAACAACAACAACAGAUACAACCAAAGCAAAAACUAAGCAGUAACCAGCAUACAACAACAACAACACAUACACAAAAAAAAACAUACAUAAAAAUAUAUC
This is a messenger RNA of Drosophila willistoni, 4992 nucleotides long. RefSeq lists its product as uncharacterized. NCBI's taxonomy places the organism in Eukaryota, Metazoa, Arthropoda, Insecta, Diptera, Drosophilidae. The coding region runs from base 811 to 4803 and encodes 1330 amino acids. Gene Ontology annotation, biological process: G protein-coupled receptor signaling pathway; intracellular signal transduction; regulation of G protein-coupled receptor signaling pathway. The record is from RefSeq and is a predicted model, not a curated record. The transcript is spliced from 11 exons.